AUGAACGGACAGGGAUCAAACAUUCCUGUAAGUGGCCAACAAUCCAAAGGUGGAGCCCACAGGGGUAGAGUUCGAGGUCAGAAUCUAGCAGAAAAUGGGCCUCGCAAUAUCCCCAUGUUGCGCGUGCAAGCAGACACUCCUAUUCCCACAUCAACCCACAGUACCCCAGGCCCUGGGGAUCAAGGCAGCUCACUUCCUGCCAUCCACACCCCACGAUCGCUCAUCGCCAAUGACAGAUCCACACUAACACUUGGGAAAAAUGGAUCCAGCCAUAAAACUAAUCCAGAGAUCACGUCUACGAACAUUAAGCAUCUCAAAAUUGUACCUAGAGCGACGAGUACAUUUCCAAACAAGCUUCGGAAUCAGGAGGUUCUCUCCGGGGGCUAUGGACCUCAGUGUGUGUCUCUGGCACCUCGCAACAGCAACAACAAUAACCCCGUAGCCACGACACACAGCAGCAACAUGUGUGCUGUCAGCAGCAGCUGCAACAACGGAAAGUAUUUCAGCAUGAGCAAUUCUGUUGGGAAUAACGGACACAGCUUGAGAGGAUCAGUUCCUUUUCCGCCAAGGUUGCCAACGGUCAAUGCUACUGCCAGCUGCACUGAUUCGAUUAACAGAUCGAAUCAAAUGACUCUGCCAGUCCUGCAGACACUGUACACCCACACGCCGACACCGAGUGAUGUCACCAGCAUUGUCUCUCGGUCUGCGCAGUCACUUAGAAGCAGCCUAAUUACACCUGCCAUGUCACUGACUUCAAAUAAUGAACGAGCAUCGCUUCAGUCUCAUGGUUCGCAACUUACUUCCAGCAGUAUGGUAGGCUCAACGUCUAAGCACUUCAAAGACGGCGAUUCUUCUAAUACUAAACACGUUUUCCUACAACCUUCCCUACCUAAGCAUCAAGACUGGCAGCAUUACAAGCCCUUGUCAUCGGCCCCUUCUUCAGCCAUGGACGGAAGCGACAAUGAUUCCCACAGCAUUGCUGUCCCCGACAAUACUACCUCUAACUACAACCCAGACUGCAAUCUAUCACCACAUUACGGUACUGACAUCUCAUCGUUUCCAUCUCGGUUUACCAGCCCUACCCACUCGGCCAACAUCUACACAAGAACGGCCAAGAAGCGAGCCCUGUCUAUUUCUCCAUCGCUGUCUGAUGGCUUGGAUCUAACCUACAUCAUCCGUCUAUCACCAACAUCCCUGGCAUCAUAUCUGGUAUCCAGGACAUCAUCCACAAGUGGAUCGCCCCAGCCCGGCCAACAGGGAUCAUUUUCUCAUUUAUCCGCUAGAAACAGCAGUCCAUACUCUCAGAAUGGAUCUGCGAAUAAAUGUCCUGGUGGAAGCUUCACACCUUUCAGUAUGGGCCCAACAGAGAAUAGUAUUAUGGAUGAAAUUAUGAAUAACUUUUAUGUCGCCCCACAAAGUGAAAUGCCUUUUAUUGAAUACAAUUAUUCGGUUGGAAAUUUUCCAAGUGGCUUAAAUAUGCCAGGAGAGUAUACGCAUGGUAUACAAGAUGGGUCAAUAAAUCAUAGCUAUUCAGACACAGGUUGUCAGGGGCAACAAGUAAUGGGAGACUUCUCUGUAUGUUCUGUACAGUCAAGUUGUAUGUUGUCAGGUAGAGUUGAGAUGGUCAGUACUAAUGUCAAUCGGGAUAUACAAAGCAUGAGUAAUUGCACUUCGGUGAACGGUAUACCAUCACUUCCUUCCUACAGGGAAGCUGUGGAACAGAAUCAUCAUCACCAUCGUCAUCCUCGCCAUGAACUACAAAAUUUGCAUCUUAGUCCCUAUUACCAGUCACACCAAAAGAACCUACAGCAGAACUAUUCACUAACCCACCAGAAUCAUCAGAACGGUCAGUAUGCUCAACAUUUGCAACAGCACCACCUCCAGGUAAAGCCUGGCGUACAGGAUAUCAAUCAUUGCCUCCAAGCCAUGAGUCCAGGGUUGAGUCCCUGCCUCCAAGUUAUGAGUCCAGGUUUGAGUCCCUGCCUGCAGGUGAUGAGUCCAGGUGUUCAACUCAUGAGUCCAUCAGGUGUUCAGCUAAGUCCAAGUGGGGCUCAAGGAAUACACCCUAUGGGAUUAAGUCCUGCUCUACCGAGCAUGAACUCGUCAUCGAUGAGCCCUGUAUAUAUUCCUGAUAGCAGCGCACACAUGUCCCAGAAUUCUGUGCUGCAAGAAGAUCGUGAGGAGGAUGACCCCACUAUUUGCCGAUGGAUUGACUGUGGUUUAAUGUUCAAGGAACAGGAGGAGUUGGUUAGACAUCUGGAGAAAGUUCACAUCGAUCAGAGAAAGGCUGACGAAUUCACUUGCUUUUGGCAAGGCUGUCCUCGCCAGUUCCGCUCGUUCAAUGCUCGCUACAAGCUUCUCAUCCACAUGAGAGUUCAUUCAGGAGAGAAACCUAACAAAUGCACGUUUGAUGGAUGCACUAAAGCAUUUUCAAGACUGGAGAAUCUUAAGAUACAUCUCCGAAGUCACACUGGAGAGAGACCAUACCACUGCCAACACCCUGGCUGUGAGAAAGCUUUCAGUAACUCUUCAGACAGAGCCAAACAUCAGAGAACACAUAUAGAUACGAAACCAUAUGGUUGCCAAGUCCCAGGCUGCAGUAACCGCUACACAGACCCUAGCUCUCUCCGCAAGCAUGUGAAAAACCACACCAAAGAGCAGCAACAACAACAGAAAAAGAAGUUGAAGAAGGAAAGUCUGGAUGCAGCUGACAUUGUGAACACCUGUCUAACCAUACAGCAGAUCAAACCAGAAGGGUCACCAAUGGAUUUCAAUGAGAACAGCAUGGGAAGGUCACCACACAUGGGGGCCAGCUGUGAGAUAUUCCCCAGUUUCAGCUUUUCCAGCUCCCACUCGAGCAGAUGCGGCACGGCGACGGCCGUCACCAACAUGACCAGCCAGCAGUCUCCCGGUAGCAUGAACACUGGAACUCUGGGAGUUCUUGAAGAGACCAAUCAUAGCAUUUCUAGAUACCUACCACCCCUAAACAAUGGGCUGAGUCCUCGACCUCUGCCACCAAUCCCUCACCAGAUGGUGCCACAGAUGGGUAGCAUGCACAGUGGACAUUAUGGACAUGAUUUGUACUCAUGUAGCCAACACAUUACAGACAUCUCCAACACCAUGCACCAACAAUAUGUCAGACCACAGUACCCACAAUCCCUAGCAGGCUUCAACAGCUGCCACAUGGGUGCCAUGCAAGCCCAGCGAAUGAUGAACAUGCAAGGUUUCGACCCAGAAUCCUUCAGCGUUCCUCUUGAUGGUGUCUCACAGUCAGGUUUUUCUGAAGCAAAUCUGAUGCCUUCUAUAGAAACACUUACAGUGCAAAGUGAGCCCAGCAUGCAACAGUAUCUGCAGUUGACAGCAGUUGACCGAUGUAAUAGUCGCACUUCUGUGUUUGCAGAUGGAACAAGCUGA
Candidula unifasciata is the source of this 3414-nucleotide messenger RNA. The record is from the annotation of a GenBank genome assembly. Lineage: Eukaryota; Metazoa; Mollusca; Gastropoda; Stylommatophora; Geomitridae.